Messenger RNA from Theileria parva strain Muguga, 1490 nucleotides. RefSeq lists its product as uncharacterized. The record is from RefSeq and is a predicted model, not a curated record. The transcript has 8 exons. Bases 171 to 1490 code for a protein of 439 amino acids. NCBI's taxonomy places the organism in Eukaryota, Apicomplexa, Aconoidasida, Piroplasmida, Theileriidae.
AUUCUAUCAAUUAAUUUUUAAUGUUUGUAUAAAUUUAAUAUAUUUCAUUAUUUUCCCUAAUUAGGCCAAUGUAGCCUCACUGUUUUUAAAUUUUCGAAAACUGAAUGUUUAAACUAACACAUUAUUCACAAAUCUUUUAAAUAACACAAUUGAACAUAAGUUUACAUAAUAUGGACAGUGUUUCUGACUAUUUUUCUUUUUUAAGGCUCAAUAACAAUAAGGAUGCCACUGAUGAUAAGAAGAAAACGUCGGAACCAAUUACCCUGAAGCCUUUAAGGAGAAAAUUGAAGCCAGAUGAUUAUAUGAGCCGAGUCCAAGUAGAAGACCAUAUAAUACCGAUAUGGGAGAGAGAAACUGAAGUUUCAGAGGAGAAAAAGCCCGUGGAGGAUAUUACUUUGUCAUAUUCUUAUAGCUUGCUAAGUUUUGUAUCUAGGUCUAUCACUGAGGGAACCGUCUCAUCCUACGAGUCAGACCAUUUUGAACUGCUAAGUGAAUCGGAUAUUGAAGAAAAUGAGGUUAGAGGAGUAUAUUUACAUGAACUUCAACACAUGACUAAUACUGAUAUACCAAGCUCCGAAGCAUACCCAGUGUACAUUAAAGGAUCAACUAUUAAUGGAAACACUGUAGAAUGUAUUGAUGCAUCGCCAUAUUCUCAGCAGUUUCCAGUAAUUCUAUACGAAUGGUUUAUCGGAAUUGAAUACAACUCACUUGAUCGCUAUUCUCCAGAAGCAAUUUCUGACGGGAAAACAUUUAAAAUUCCAUUUGAAGCUAUCGGUAAAUACAUAUUCUGCAGGGCUCACAGACUCGUUGAGAAUCAAUUAAAAGGAAAUAACAUAUUCUCAAACUCCGGACCUUACGAUCCUCACAUAAACGUGUUCCAAAAUUCAUACCCUCACGAGAAAAAAUUCCACAAUAUAUCUACUCUAUGCUCUGCUGGUCCAGUGGACAUAUCUAACGACCUAGCCUUAAAGAUCCUUGAGAAUCUAAGUGAGGAUUAUUCAACUGAUUGUACUCUAUGUUACAACAAAGACUUUACAAGUGGUAUAACAUACGAGAAGUCAAAUUUGCUUAAUCAAACUGUGGAUGUAAAACUACAAUUAACUGAAAAACUAUGUAUUGUGGUUUCAAAGGAGGACAAAGACAAACAUAAAAUUUUUUCAAUCAAGGCAUUUGAGAAUAAAGUGGGCGAAGAUGAAGAAUCUGAAGAUAGUGUUUCAUUUGAACAGGAUUUAGAGGAUAUUCUGGUCCAGGAUUCCAAACACUCAGAUACCGAGAUUUCAUUCGGAUCAUACGAGGAAAAAAAAUUAAAAAAUUAUUUUUCGCUAAAGUUUGAUGAUAGAAUCCAAUGUGUUACCGUUUUGUACACUAUUCGUGCCUUCAUGGCUCAACAGAAGAGCGGAAUUUCAAGAGAUUCUUGGACUGAAGCUCUCGAUAAAGGUGACUUGGACUUUGUGGUCAAAGUCGUGAGAGAAUACCUCUCUUCGAUAUAG